AUGUAUUGCCAUAAUUUUUUAACUAAAUGGCGCACUUCUAGCGAAAAAGCAUUCCACGAGCAGCUGUCGGUUGGGGAAAUAACGAACAAAUGUUUUGAGCCCGGUAGCCAGAUGGUCAAAUGUGAUCCGCGCAAUGGCAAAUACAUGGCAUGCUGCUUGCUGUAUCGUGGAGAUGUAGUACCAAAGGUUUUAAUUCAAUUAAAUUUUUUUUUUGUAUUUGUCAAAGCAACUCGAAACCCAUCAAAAUGCAAUAUACAUUACCAUCACAACCAUAUAAUUUAAAA
Molecule: messenger RNA, 284 nt
Organism: Gongylonema pulchrum
Lineage: Eukaryota; Metazoa; Nematoda; Chromadorea; Rhabditida; Gongylonematidae
Source: the annotation of a GenBank genome assembly